Messenger RNA from Cyprinodon tularosa, 2537 nucleotides. It is a transcript of the gene ripk1l, whose product is annotated as receptor (TNFRSF)-interacting serine-threonine kinase 1, like. Gene Ontology annotation, molecular function: JUN kinase kinase kinase activity; ATP binding; protein binding. Bases 293 to 2326 code for a protein of 677 amino acids. Gene Ontology annotation, biological process: protein phosphorylation; signal transduction. The transcript has 11 exons. The record is from RefSeq and is a predicted model, not a curated record. NCBI's taxonomy places the organism in Eukaryota, Metazoa, Chordata, Actinopteri, Cyprinodontiformes, Cyprinodontidae.
AAUGCCUGUUUGUAGUCUUAAGCUUUUGUUUCGCUUUUAACUUGUAGACAAAUCCGGAAACACGCAGAUAGGGCGACUUUAGGUGUUUUUUUAAGGCAGUCUAUAAUUAUUAUUAUUAUUUUAUGAUUAUGUGACAGUAUUGUAAGUAUUCGAUAAAAAAGUUCAGCGAGGAAAGCUAAAGUUUACCUUUGUUAUAAAAACUUUGUCCGCUGCUCGCUUUUCUCUCGAGGCUGUCACUGUUUCACUUUUUUGAGCGUCACGGCUGAGUAAUUUACCGGGUCAUUCAGCGGCGAUGGCCGCCGCGCCUCAGAUCUCCCUCCAUAUGAGAUCAACAGAUCUGAUCAAGAAGGAGCCUUUGGACUAUGGAGGGUUUGGAGAGGUCUACUUGUGCUACCAUGCAACCCUUGGCCAAGUGGUGUUAAAGACCGUGUAUACAGGUCCUCUUCGCAGCGAAGAGAGUAAGAAGUCGCUGCUGGAAGAGGGGAGUUUAAUGGCAAGCCUUAACCAUAAUCGUGUGGUCAAGUUGCUUGGUGUGAUCAUGGAAGACAGGGAUUGCUCGCUUGUUAUAGAGCUUCUGCCCAGAGGCAAUCUACUGGUCAUGCUGGAGAAGGUCUCUGUGCCGAUGUCUAUUAAGGGAAGAAUCAUCCUGGAGAUUUUGGAGGGGAUGGUGUAUUUGACGGAGCGGCGUGUUAUUCACAAGGACUUAAAGCCAGAAAAUAUUUUGGUGGAUAAGGAUUUUCACAUCAAGAUUGCUGACCUCGGGCUGGCCACUUGCCAUGCAUGGAGUAAGCUCACAAGACAAGAGUCCCGCAGGAAAAGCUACAGGGGCAGGACAGCUGGGGAGAGAGGUGCUGGCACAUUAAGCUACAUGGCCCCGGAGCAUCUGGAGAGCAUCCAUACGCCUUCCACUGAGAAGUCUGAUGUGUACAGCUUUGCUAUUGUGGUUUGGGUCAUUUUGUCGGGGAAAGAGCCAUAUGAAAAUGCAAGGAGUGAAGAACACAUCAGCCAGUGUGUUUGCAAAGGUGACCGACCUGCAAUGGAGCCCAUACCUGAAGACACUCCUAGAGAAAUAAUUGAUCUUAUGAAGAGUUGUUGGGCUCACAACCCUGUGCAAAGACCAACAUUUAAAGAGGCCUAUGAGAGCUUGCUUCCUUUCUACAAGGAAAUACUCGAGCCACUUGUAGAGAAAGAUGUUUGCCUUUUGCAGGAAAAGUAUGAAGGUCCAGAUGAACUCGUAGAGAGGAUGAAAUCAUUAAUGAUGACCAAUGAAGGUUUACUAGCAACCGAUCAGGAUGGCCCUGCUCCUUUGAGCUCACACAGAGAUUUAUCAAUACCGGUGGAAGCCAGCGUUGAGGACCUACAUCACAUUCAUGAUCAUCUAUCUGGACAUUCUGUUGAGGCAGAUGCAAAAGUACUAAGGAGCACCUCAGAGCUAGAGGAGAAACUAGAUCGAGAGUUUCAAUAUCACAAGCAUGGCAGCUAUGCUUGCAACAACCAACCGGAGUCUGCGCAGUACAUUCCUAAAAUCUCAUCAAAUCCUUUCUUACAAAGCACUGCUGACCUGGUUGAUAAUGAGCUGAGACAUCCAGCUCAAGAGAAAUCCUCUGUUCAUUCAUGGACGAAACCAGAGUCGGUGCAGACUGGGGCUUAUACUCGGCCUACAUCUGAGCCCUACGAGUCCAUGAACUCCAGCUCAUUUCAUCCAUCACUGUUGCACACGUCUCUCAGCACACCUUCUCUGGGUCAGUUAAACCAGCAACAUCCACACUCCCACCUGGACCGCCAGCAGUCCUGGCCAACGUACCCACUGCCCGACACCUUGGGCCCCAAUCUGACUGCUGGCCAUCUUUUUACCACUUCAAAGAGCGGAUCGCUGCAGGACUCAGGAUCUCUCUACAUUCAUAAUGCCAGUGCGAUCCAGAUUGGAAACAACAACACAAUGAGCAUCAGAGGUUAUGACCCGCCUAUUGGUUCAGUAUCUAUGUCUGCUGAUGGUAACAAUACCUUAUCAGUCCAAGAGGGCAUUUUAAAACAUGCGGACUAUGUGGUCAAAGAGGUACAACUGGAUGUGCUAAGGGAGAACAUCGGGAUGAAAUGGAAACGCUGUGCGAGAGGCCUGGGUCUGACAGAGGUGGAAAUAGAAACCAUAGAACACGACUACUACAGAGACGGCUUGCCAGAGAUGGUGCACCAGAUGCUGGAGCAUUGGAAAAUGAAAGAGGGAUCCAUGAGCUGCACCCUUGGGAGGCUUUUUCAAGCGCUUCAAGGAAACAUAAAAUUAGAUGUCAUCCGAAAAAUAUUGGACUUGUGUGACUCUUCUCAGUAGUUCCCACUUAAAAGUGGUCAUAUUAUCAAAACUACAAUUAAAGUUAAUUUUUUAAGGCAAGCUGACUUUUGGGUUCAUCGGAUGUAAUUAUGUGAUACUGGCUAUGUUAACUGUAAAGGUAAGUCAUUGAGUCACUGAGUUAUAUAAUGAUAUCAUAAUUUCUAGUGAUUAUUAAGGUAAGUUUUAGUGAGCCCCCCUUUUAGAGAUGCUU